AAUCCCGCGCGGGCAGGCGGCUGGCCAGGAGCACAUUCCCCUAGCCUCCCUAUGUGCCGACCCCGCGGCCUUGGGAAGCUCCUCCCUGGCCUUUCCUUCCUCCUCCUUCUUCUAGGAGGCAGUGGCGGGCGAAGCGUGAGCGCUGCGGUAUUUUGUCCCGAACGGUGACCCCUCCUCCCAGGCAGGCUGCGGCGGCGUCGGUGGCAGCCGAAAGCGGAGGAGAGGCCCGGGCGGCCCGGCGGCCUGGAGGCCGCGAAAGGUGGAGGCCGGGCCGCCCUUGUGCGCCGCAGGAUUGACGGGGGAAGGGGCAGAAGCUAGCAAGCCCCGCCCGGCCGCCGGGAAGGUGGGGGAAGCCCCGUGCAACCCCCGCCCUCCGGCCGCCGCCGCCCUGCUGGCCCUGCAGCCGUCUCCGCUGCCUCGGGCUACAGCCCCGGGCUCGGCGGUCCCGGCUGGGGAAGGAGGGCGGCGAGCGCGCCCGGAGCCGCCGGAGAUGGCAGGAGGGCACUGCGGCAGCUUCGCCGCGGCGGCGGCCGGCAGCGGCGAGAUCGUCCAACUGAACGUGGGGGGGACCAGAUUUAGUACCUCAAGACAAACUCUUAUGUGGAUUCCAGAUUCGUUUUUUUCCAGUUUGCUGAGUGGGAGAAUUUCAACACUUCGAGAUGAAACUGGUGCUAUAUUUAUUGAUAGAGAUCCAGCAGCAUUUGCACCCAUUUUAAAUUUUCUUCGAACAAAAGAACUAGACUUAAGGGGAGUAAGUAUUAAUGUUCUCAGGCAUGAAGCAGAAUUUUACGGGAUCACCCCAUUAGUAAGAAGGCUUCUCUUAUGUGAAGAAUUGGAGCGUUCCUCUUGUGGCAGUGUCCUUUUUCAUGGUUACUUGCCUCCACCAGGGAUUCCCAGUCGUAAAAUAAACAACACAGUCAGAUCCGCUGAUUCUAGGAAUGGACUUAAUUCUACAGAAGGUGAAGCCCGGGGAAAUGGUACACAGCCUGUUCUCUCUGGAACGGGAGAAGAAACUGUUAGGCUAGGAUUUCCUGUGGAUCCACGAAAGGUGCUAAUAGUAGCUGGCCAUCACAACUGGAUUGUAGCUGCAUAUGCCCAUUUUGCUGUGUGUUACAGAAUCAAAGAAUCUUCAGGAUGGCAGCAAGUGUUUACGAGCCCAUAUUUGGAUUGGACUAUCGAACGAGUAGCUUUAAAUGCAAAGGUGGUUGGAGGGCCACAUGGAGACAAAGACAAAAUGGUUGCUGUUGCCUCAGAGAGUAGCAUCAUCUUGUGGAGUGUUCAAGAUGGGGGAAGUGGAAGUGAAAUUGGAGUGUUCAGCCUGGGUGUUCCUGUAGAUGCUCUCUUCUUUAUUGGUAACCAGUUGGUGGCCACGAGUCAUACAGGGAAAGUGGGAGUGUGGAAUGCUGUCACUCAGCACUGGCAGGUUCAAGAUGUUGUUCCUAUAACUAGUUAUGACACUGCUGGAUCAUUCCUUCUGCUGGGAUGUAACAAUGGAUCAAUAUAUUACAUAGGUAAGUGUGUCAGUGGUAACUGGAUUGAGAUCGCCUAUGGUACGAGCUCUGGAGCAGUACGAGUGAUUGUACAACACCCAGAGACAGUUGGAUCAGGUCCUCAGCUUUUUCAGACUUUCACAGUUCACCGAAGUCCCGUAACAAAAAUCAUGCUAUCAGAGAAGCAUCUUGUAUCAGUCUGUGCAGAUAAUAAUCAUGUCCGGACGUGGACAGUAACACGAUUCAGAGGAAUGAUCUCUACUCAACCAGGUUCUACUCCUUUAGCGUCAUUCAAGAUACUCUCCCUGGAGGAGACAGAAAGUCAUGGUAGCUAUUCCUCUGGAAAUGACAUAGGACCUUUUGGAGAGCGAGACGAUCAACAGGUGUUUAUCCAGAAAGUUGUUCCCAUCACCAACAAACUAUUUGUAAGACUCUCAUCUACUGGAAAAAGAAUAUGUGAGAUCCAGGCUGUUGACUGUACUACAAUAUCUUCAUUUACAGUGAGGGAAUGUGAAGGAUCCAGUAGGAUGGGCUCGAGACCAAGGCGUUACUUGUUCACAGGCCAUACAAAUGGCAGCAUUCAAAUGUGGGAUCUGACCACUGCUAUGGAUAUGGUUAACAAAAGUGAAGAUAAGGAUGUAGGUGGUCCAACUGAAGAAGAGCUACUCAAAUUACUGGAUCAGUGUGAUCUGAGCACAUCUCGCUGUGCUACUCCUAACAUCAGUCCGGCAACUUCUGUAGUUCAGCAUAGCCACUUACGAGAAUCAAAUUCUAGCCUUCAGCUUCAGCACCAUGAUACCAUCCAUGAAGCAGCUACUUAUGGUUCCAUGAGGCCUUACAGAGAAAGUCCUUUAUUAGCAAGGGCAAGAAGGACUGAGAGCUUUCACAGUUAUAGGGACUUCCAGACUAUUAAUUUGAACAGAAAUGUAGAAAGAGCUGUCCCUGAAAAUGGUAACUUGGGUCCGAUACAAGCUGAAGUGAAAGGGGCGACAGGGGAAUGUAAUAUAUCUGAGAGAAAGUCUCCUGGAGUAGAAAUAAAAAGUUUGAGAGAAUUGGAUAGUGGAUUGGAAGUGCAUAAAAUAGCUGAAGGUUUUUCAGAAUCCAAGAAAAGGUCAUCAGAAGACGAAAAUGAAAAUAAAAUAGAGUUUAGGAAGAAAGGAGGAUUUGAAGGGGGAGGAUUCCUUGGAAGAAAGAAAGUUCCGUAUCUGGUCUCAUCACCAAGUACUUCUGAUGGAGGAACUGACUCCCCUGGUACUGCGUCCCCAUCUCCUACAAAGACUACUCCAUCUCCUCGGCAUAAAAAAAGUGAUUCUUCAGGUCAGGAGUACAGCUUGUGAAAACUCACCAAAAUGAAUAGUUGUUUUGUUACAUUUAGAUGAAAGUUAAACUUUCCUGAAUUUCAAUACAUCAGUUUUUACACUAAAACUUUACAAGAUAAAAUUGGACUUCAUUUAGUAUCUUUUUAACAGAAUUACUUGGGAUAAUGAGAUACAAUAAUCAUAUCUCUUUUGACAUUUUGGAAAUUUUUUUAAUUUUACAAGUACAUUUAACAGAUCAUUUAUAAAGCAGGAGUCCAUUUUAACACUUACCUACUUUUAUUGGUUUGGAAACAUAGUACCACAUCUUAAUAGGAUGGUGCCCAUAUAGGUGAGCAUCCCUUUAGAGCAUGGGAAGCAGCAGACUGCAUUCCUAAUCUUCAUCAUGCCUGAGACUUGUCUUGCAAUGUUACCUUUAAGUGAAUCACAUAAUUGUCUUUGGAACUUGGUCUCCCAACCCUUAUUGUGAUUGCAAAGUGUUUACCAGAUAUUUGAUGAGGUGCUAUGUUUGUGAAAAACAUGUUAUUCAAAAACACUAUUGAUAUUGAAUACCGGAUACCACUAUGUAGUAAGUCUUUCAGGAUGAUUUUAAUUUAGUCGUGCGUCAUUUUCUGAUUCUCAUCAUUGGGAGUUCUUAAAUCUUAGCAAGCAUUAGCAAUAUUCAAUGCCAAAAUUCCAUUGAAACUUUCAAGUUGGAGCAAUUGUCUGUGUUUGAAAAGAUGAAAUAAAAAUAAUCAAGGGCAAAGCUUUGAGUGCCCAGAAGGGAAAGCCAUACCAGUUGCUAACCUGUCUUGUUUUAGGAACCACCAUAUUUUUUUUUCAGUGUUAACAAUCAUGAUAAUCAAAUUAAAACACUAUUUUAUUCACUUGUGGAACUGCAGUUCUGAAUUUUGGGUUAAAGGUUUUGGCUGCUGUAAGAAUGUGAAUUUGAAUGUAUUUUGAAUUGUAAGAGCAAAAGAACUUUUUUGUACAAUUUUUUUUCAUUUAAUUGGAAUGAUCUUCAGGUUUCUACAAAUAGGGUAAUUAUAAAUUUAAAGCAUUAGCAUUUAUUGGUGAAUAAUGUAUAUAUCCCCAUUCCAAGAAAUGUAAGUGAGUGAAGUUGAAAUAAAAUCUUUAAAGUUUACUAUAUUGCCAGUGGUUUCACAACAGUUCUCUUGUAUUUAUUUAUCAAUUAAAUAAAAAUGAUUGUG
Molecule: messenger RNA, 3996 nt
Organism: Mandrillus leucophaeus (drill)
Lineage: Eukaryota; Metazoa; Chordata; Mammalia; Primates; Cercopithecidae
Gene: KCTD3
Product: potassium channel tetramerization domain containing 3
Exons: 17
Coding region: 491-2827 (778 amino acids)
Biological process (GO): protein homooligomerization
Molecular function (GO): protein binding
Source: RefSeq, a predicted model, not a curated record